Molecule: messenger RNA, 789 nt
Organism: Penicillium chermesinum
Lineage: Eukaryota; Fungi; Ascomycota; Eurotiomycetes; Eurotiales; Aspergillaceae
Exons: 5
Coding region: 1-789 (262 amino acids)
Source: RefSeq, a predicted model, not a curated record
AUGGACUUCUUGCUGGCGCGCCCGGGUUUCCAGGACCCUGAUACCGGGGAAAUGGUCUACGUCGACUCCGCUUGCGAAAUCUUUCACAAACUCCUCGGAUUCCCAGAACAACAUGAAACAAUCCGCGGAUCCCCAAAUAAGUCUGGAAAUGUUCCUUGCACACACGUGUAUGGGCUGGGAUACCCAUACCGGAGGACAUGGCACUAUGACAACAAAAACGGAACCAAGCUUUUCUUCUGGAACGAAGCUGGCCCCGUAACAUAUAUCUAUUCUAACGGCAAGCCCAUGUUCCAAAACCCAGCUCCGAGUCUCGGGCGGCCGGUCUUCGAUGCAAAUGUGACGAUCCCCAUGGACGAGAAAAUUGGCCUACCCAAGCAUGCAAAUCAACAGGGGAUAGACUUUACGAAUGUUGAAUCGAAAUGGUCCAUAGCUUCUGCCAUGGGUGGCAUUCACGAGGUCGUGGCUGAUUCCAUUGCCCACUUCUACCCCCCGGAUUGGGGCUCGCAGCCCAUCAACACUGUGCUGAAGAUACGCAUGCCGUCGAGAUCAGGCACAAUUUUCACCUUUGAGGAUGGCAUGGUCUCUCGAUAUCCUAGAGAUACGCCGAUCCCACCCAAGCUGAAUAUCUUAUCUACCGGCCAAGUCUACAUGGGGGAGAGUGAGAUGGAUACAGAUGCAACAAGAGUCGUCGAAAAAGGAGAGAAACAAGGCGAGGAACCGAAAGCGAAGAUUAUUGAGACGGAAAAACAAGCUGUCAAGAUCGGCUGCACUUCCUGUUCCGCACAAUGA